GGCGGCGGCGGCGGCGACACGACGCUGCGGGAGCGCAUCCUCCGGCGGCCAGACGGCUACAUCGGCUCGCCGGAGAAGCGCAGUACGCAGACGUUCUGGAUCAACGACGGCUACUACAUGGUGCCACGCGAGGUGACCUACCGCCCGGGCCUCCACAGGAUCUUCGACGAGGUCCUCGUCCACGCCGCGAGCAACAAGCGGCGCGACCCCUCCAUGGACACCCUCUCCGUCGAGGUCGACGUCGUCGAGCGCAGCGUCUCCGUCUUCUAUAACGGCCGCGGCGUCGUCCCCGUCGAGCUCGUCGACGAGGAGCGCGGCGUCUACGCGCCGGAGAUGUUCUUCGGCCACCUCCAUGACGACGACGAAGAGGAUGAUCAGAACAAGGCGACGAACGACGGCGGCGGUGGCUACGGUGUCAAGCUCGCCAACCUGUUCUCCACGGAGUUCAUCAUCGAGACCGCCGAUGGGUGCCGCAUGAAGAAGUACAAGCAGUAUCUCCUAGGAUCAUGA
This is a messenger RNA of Oryza sativa Japonica Group (Japanese rice), 510 nucleotides long. The record is from RefSeq and is a predicted model, not a curated record. NCBI's taxonomy places the organism in Eukaryota, Viridiplantae, Streptophyta, Magnoliopsida, Poales, Poaceae.